This is a messenger RNA of Homarus americanus (American lobster), 990 nucleotides long. Its product is annotated as adhesive plaque matrix protein-like. The record is from RefSeq and is a predicted model, not a curated record. The transcript is spliced from 3 exons. NCBI's taxonomy places the organism in Eukaryota, Metazoa, Arthropoda, Malacostraca, Decapoda, Nephropidae. Bases 1 to 990 code for a protein of 329 amino acids.
AUGCUUUGUGUGGGGGCUAUAGAGGAUAAGCUUAGUGAUGUGGAGGUCCUAGAUGAUUACCCAGCUAGUGUGAAGGUUCUAGAUGAUUACCCAGCUAGUGUGAAGGUUCAAAAUGAUGGCCCAGCUAGUAAGAAGGUUCUAAAUGAUGGUCCAACUAGUAAGAAGGUUCAAAAUGAUGGCCCAGCUAGUAAGAAGGUUCUAGAUGAUGGUCCAACUAGUGUGAAGGUUCUAGAUGAUGGACCAGUUAGUAAGAAGGUUCUAGAUGAUGGCCCAGCUAGUAAGAAGGUUCUAGAUGAUGGCCCAGCUAGUAAGAAGGUUAAAAAUGAUGGUCCAGCUAGUAAGAAGGUUCUAGAUAAUGGCCCAGCUAGUAAGAAGGUUAAAGAUGAUGGUCCAGCUAGUAAGAAGGUUCUAGAUAAUGGCCCAGCUAGUAAGAAGGUUCAAAAUGAUGGCCCAGCUAGUAAGAAGGUUCAAAAUGAUGGUCCAGCUACUAGUAAGAAGGUUAAAGAUGAUUGUCCAGCUAGUAAGAAGGUUCUAGAUAAUGGCCCAGCUAGUAAGAAGGUUCAAAAUGAUGGCCCAGCUAGUAAGAAGGUUAAAGAUGAUGGUCCAGCUAGUAAGAAGGUUCUAGAUAAUGGCCCAGCUAGUAAGAAGGUUCAAAAUGAUGGCCCAGCUAGUAAGAAGGUUCUAAAUGAUGGCCCAGCUAGUAAGAAGGUUCUAGAUAAUGGCCCAGCUAGUAAGACGGUUCAAAAUGAUGGCCCAGCUAGUAAGAAGGUUAAAGAUGAUGGUCCAGCUAGUAAGAAGGUUCUAGAUAAUGGCCCAGCUAGUAAGAAGGUUCAAAAUGAUGGCCCAGCUAGUAAGAAGGUUCUAAAUGAUGGCCCAGCUAGUAAGAAGGUUCUAGAUGAUGGUCCAACUAGUGUGAAGGUUCUAGAUGAUGGACCAGCUAGUGGGAAGGUUUUAUAUGAUGAUCCAGCUAGUGUGGAGGUUUCUAGAUGA